Molecule: messenger RNA, 2833 nt
Organism: Gadus macrocephalus (Pacific cod)
Lineage: Eukaryota; Metazoa; Chordata; Actinopteri; Gadiformes; Gadidae
Product: protocadherin gamma-A6-like
Exons: 1
Coding region: 4-2439 (811 amino acids)
Biological process (GO): homophilic cell-cell adhesion
Cellular component (GO): plasma membrane
Molecular function (GO): calcium ion binding
Source: RefSeq, a predicted model, not a curated record
CAAAUGGAUCUGAAAGAACAGUCAGAUAAAACAACGCAAGGGCAAGUGGGCCUACUGUUCUUCAUCGCGUUGCUUUCAUUCGGUACUGCGGCCGGGCAAGUCAGUUACUCUAUUCCUGAGGAAAUGAAAGUAGGCUCUCUGGUUGGAAAUGUAGCUCAAGAUAUAGGGUUGGAAUUAAAAAGGCUGGUAUUCGGGAAAGCACGCAUUCAUUCUACGGAUGGCUUAGCGUACAUUGAGCUGAAUAAAGAAAGAGGAGCGCUCGUCAUCAGAGACAGAAUAGACCGAGAGGCGCUCUGUGGCGAGACGACGCCGUGCGCAUUACAUUUUCAACUGAUAUUAGAAAAUCCGAUGGAAUUGUUUCGUAUAGCUGUGGAAAUCAUAGACAUAAACGACAACACUCCCAGCUUUGCAUCAAAUGAGAAACGUUUUGAAAUCAGUGAGUCUGCAGUCGUUGGAUCUAAAUUCGUUUUAGUGGAAGCAAUUGAUUUGGAUAUUGGUUCAAAUGGCCUUCAAAGUUACUCUAUUACUCCGACAGAUAAUUUCGUAUUGAAAUUAGAAAAACAAAUCGAUGGAAGUAAAAAGGUAGAAAUGAUUUUACAGAAGCCAUUAGAUCGGGAGAAUAGCGAGCAGAUUUCGCUGCUGUUGUCUGCCUUCGACGGAGGAGAUCCACAAAUGUCAGGGACAAUGCAGAUACACGUCACUGUGUUAGACGCAAAUGAUAAUUCUCCACAUUUUACAAAGCCGGUGUACAAGGCGACCUUAACGGAGAAUUCUCCGAAAGGAACAAGUGUAAUGACAGUGAGCGCAUCUGACAAAGACAAAGGCUCUAACGGAGAAAUAUCAUUUGCAAUAACCAAUAGCAAGCGUCGCUUUUCUGAAUUAUUCAAGAUUGAUCAAACAAGCGGGGAGGUUACUCUAGUCGGUAACAUAGACUACGAGAAGAAUAAACACUAUCAGGUAGAUAUAGAAGCAAUAGACAAAGGCGGUCUAUCCGAUUCCAGCAAGAUCAUAGUUGACGUCAUCGACGUGAACGACAACAGACCUCUGAUAAACGUUCUCUCUAAAUCCGACAAUAUAAUAGAGGACUCUCCUCCAGACACGGUGAUCGCCAUGCUGAGCGUCAGUGAUCCGGAUUCUGCAGAGAAUGGUGAGGUUGAGUGCAGUAUGAUCAGUAGCAUCCCGUUUAAAAUACAGUCUACAUUAAAUGGGUUUUAUAGUCUAGUUACGGACGUUGCGUUGGACCGGGAGGUCGCCUCUUAUUAUAACGUGAGUAUGACGUGUUCGGAUAAGGGCGUUCCCUCGCUCUCCAGCAGUAUCACUCUCGCACUUCAGAUUACAGACGUGAAUGAUAACCAGCCCCUGUUUGAGAACACCUCAUAUGAGGCAAAUGUUGUAGAAAACAACCCGUCGGGUACUUCAGUAUUGAUGAUUAAAGCCAUUGAUGCGGACUGGAACCAAAAUGCCCGCGUGUCUUACAUACUGGAAGACUCCUCUAUUAACGGUGUGCCCGUCUCCUCUUAUGUGUCUGUUAGUGCUGACAGUGGAGUUAUUCAUGCAGUCCGCUCUUUUGACUACGAGCAGAUUAGAGACUUUCAGUUUUGUGUUAAAGCUCAAGAUGGAGGCUCUCCUCCCCUUAGUAGUAAUGUGAGUGUGAAAAUACUGAUCCAGGACCAGAACGACAACGCCCCUCAGGUUCUGUAUCCAGUCCAGACUGGUGGUUCUCUGGUGGCUGAAAUGGUGCCUCGUUCAGCAGAUGUGGGCUAUCUGGUCACCAAAGUGGUGGCUGUUGAUGUGGACUCUGGACAGAAUGCCUGGCUCUCCUAUAAACUACAGAAAGCCACAGACAGGGCACUGUUUGAAGUGGGCUUACAGAAUGGAGAAAUAAGAACUAUCCGCCAAGUCACUGAUAAAGAUGCUGUGAAACAAAGACUGACUGUUAUAGUGGAGGACAACGGACAGCCCGCUCGUUCAGCUACAGUCAUUGUUAACGUGGCGGUGGCAGACAGCUUCCCUGAAGUGCUCUCGGAGUUCACUGACUUUACUCACGACAAGGAGUACAAUGACAACCUGACUUUUUACUUGGUCUUGGCUUUGGCUGUGGUUUCCUUUCUCUUCAUCACGUGUUUAGUGGUGAUCAUAUCAGUGAAAAUCUACAGAUGGAGACAGUCUCGUAUCCUGUAUCAUUCCAGUCUCCCGGUGAUCCCAUAUUAUCCACCACGGUACUCAGACACUUUGGGGACAGGGACUCUCCAGCACGUGUACAAUUACGAGGUGUGCAGGACCACUGACUCCAGGAAGAGUGACUGUAAGGUCGGCAACGCUGGUAGUCAGAACGUUCUGAUAAUGGACCCCAGUUCUACAGGGACCAUGCAGCGAAUACAGAGUGAAAAGAGCAUCCUGGAUGAACCAGACUCUCCACUGGAGGUUAGAAAUCACUGACAGAAUGUUCUAUUUUGUAUUAAUCGUUUUUUUCCCUCUUCUCUAGCACCAUGGACAGCUCCCAUGUUGACGUUAUGACUCAAUAGGCAAUUUCGAACUUGCUAACUGGAUACUUCAUUCAGCUGCAGUACUUUUUAAUUACUGAAUUCAUGCUUCACAUUAUCUCAAGAUAUAUUUCAGUUAUAAACGUAUGUCUAAGAAUUCAAGUCUACAUGGACCAUGUGUUUCUCGAAUACAAUGUUGUCUUAAUUGAAUUUAUGUUAAUUAUUAGGCCUAUGACCUGCGUUAACUACCCCACUUUAUUAUUUAUUUAAAUGCAUUGUAAUUUUGCCGUUUGGACUCUGAGGGCCGCUAUAGGCCAGAAUGUCCCAGUUAAAGGCCAUCUUGCGCAGUA